Molecule: messenger RNA, 16510 nt
Organism: Lytechinus variegatus (green sea urchin)
Lineage: Eukaryota; Metazoa; Echinodermata; Echinoidea; Temnopleuroida; Toxopneustidae
Product: low-density lipoprotein receptor-related protein 1-like
Molecular function (GO): protein binding; calcium ion binding
Source: RefSeq, a predicted model, not a curated record
UGCUUCAUUCAUGUCAUACGUCACGAGCAAGGUUCUGGAAAACACUUUGCUCUUGGAGAAAGACACCAAUAAAUUCUGUGAUUUCAGGCACGACUGGAAUAUCUCCUGGAUGGAAAGAUAUUGAUUUGGAAUUCGAACCCUUUUGAAAAAAGGAUUUAUAAUAUCGAUCAUUUUCAAUGGCUUGGGCAGCUGGGAGACAUUUGUGGUUCUUGUGCAACAUCUAUUUGGUGUGCUUACAUCAUCUUCGCUUCGCCGAAGCUUCGGCUCGAUGUGUUCCUGGCGUACAGUUUGCCUGUGCAGAUGGAACUCAGUGCAUCCCGUCUCCAUGGAGAUGCGAUCUUGACCCAGACUGCAGAGAUGUCAGUGAUGAGGAAAAUUGCACAUACAGUGGUGUAACAUGCCAAACAGGAUUUUUCCAAUGUACCAGUAGUGGAGCAGAGAUCUGUCUUCCAGAAUCCUUCAGAUGUGAUGGUCAGCCGGAUUGCCAAGAUGGCUCCGACGAAGGCCCAGAUUGUCCCGCUCCACCUGCCUUGAAGUGUCCAUCCUCCAUGCCCUAUCAAUGUUUAGAUGGUUCUAACUGUAUACCUUAUAGCAGUAUCUGUGACUUCAUUCCUGAUUGUGUUGAUUGGUCAGAUGAGGGUGCAUUUUGCAAUCCAGAUAAUGGAGGAGAUUGUACAAGGAUGGAGUGUGGAAGUGAUCAAGUGUGUCAAGAGACUAUCAAUGGUGGUAUGUGUAUCUGUCCACCAGGAUACCAAGUCAAUCAAGACAACUCCACACUCUGUGAAGAUGUUAAUGAAUGUGACCUCUAUGGGACAUGUGAUCAGAUAUGUAAAAACACCCAAGGAUCCUAUUCAUGUUCCUGUGCUAGUGGUUAUUCCAUGGUCUCAGAGGGAAGAUGUCGGUCUGACGAAGAAGCCAAGCUGCUUGUAGCAAAUGUGGAUAACCUCCUGCAGUUGAACCUUGAUGGGAGUAAAGUUAACGGAACCAGCUUAUUGGCUGCUAUGGGCACAAGGGCUAUGGACUACAAUCUCAAGAAAAAUAAGAUUUGUUGGGUGAAUUUUGGUAACCAUGCCGAGCAGCUGAAGUGUGCUGAUUUGACCAAGAUGGAUAACAUCGAAGUAAAAGAUCUCAUCCUAGAUCUUACCAAUGUCCAGCAGAUAGCCCUUGACUGGGUUACUGGUAACAUGUAUCUGAUGGAUGAUGUGGUGGAUGCUAUUAUUGUUUGUCGCUUUGCUGGGGAUAUCUGCAUUACGGUAGUAGAUGGAGACCUGUCUAGACCGAAGGGACUCACUCUGGAUCCCAGGAUGGGAUUCAUGUUUUUCACUGAUUGGGGAACAGUGUCAAGGGACAGGCCGUCUAGAGUUGAACGAGCUAACAUGGAUGGUAGUGGGCGAAUCAAUCUGAAUAUCACAAAGAUUGUAUUUCCUCAUGGCAUAACAGCAGAUUACGCUGCCCAGCGAAUCUACUUUGCCGAUACGCAGCUUGAAAUGGUUCAGACCGCUAGAUAUGAUGGCACAGGACAAAGAAUCAUCGCUCAAGGAUCCAGGGUGAGCUAUUUGUAUGGCUUGACCCUAUUUGAGAAUCACCUCUACGCAACCAAGUGGCAGUCGAACGCUACAAUAAUCAGUAUUGAUAAAUUUAAUGGAGAAGUACGGGAGUUAUCUACUGUUACACACAGAGCUGGUGCUAUUCAUGCAGUGCAUCCUCAGAGACAGCCACUGCCAACAAACCAACCAUGUCGUAGGAACAAUGGUGGGUGUGAGCAUCUGUGUUUGAUAGCCGGUGAAACAUCUUCAACCUGCCGAUGUCAGCAUGGAUAUAAUGUCUUGAGCAACGGAACAUGUAUCAGGAAUGCAGACAAUGCCAAGUUCCUUCUAUUCGGUCAGGGUUAUCCAGGAUCGGUAAGGGGGAUACCAGUCAACGAAAGCAGGGAUCCAAACUACGAAUCAAUGGUUCCUGUGCUUAACCUUCAGAGUCCAAGGGCCGUGGACUUUUACGCUGCCGAGGAUUACGUCUACUAUGCAGACUCGACAAACUAUACCAUAGGCAGACAAAAGCUUAAUGGAACACACAGGGAAGAUCUCCUUUGUGAUUAUAUUACAAAUUGUGAAGGGAUAGCGGUGGAUUGGAUCAGUAAGAAUCUUUACUGGACCGAUGAUGGAUCUAAGACUAUCAGUGUUGCUAGACUAGACGGGACCAAGAGAAGGCUGCUCCUGAAAGAGAAUUUCACUCAUCCAAGAGCUAUUGUAGUAGAUCCUAUCGAUGGGUAUAUGUACUGGUCUGAUUGGUCGGAGGGUGCUACCCAGGUUGCUCGUAUUGAGCGAGCCUUUAUGGAUGGUACCAACAGGACAGACUUUGUCAACGAAUACUUGCAGUGGCCCAACGGUCUGAGCCUGGAUAAAGAUAGGGGUGUCUUGUACUGGUGUGAUGCCUUUCAUGAUAGAAUCUCUAAAAAGUUUCUCAAUGGCACUGGCGAUGGGACUGUAACAAUACGGCCUCAACCAGAGCUAAAUCAUCCAUUUGGUAUCACUCAUUAUAAAGACAUCAUUUUCUGGUCGGAAUACCGUACUGGAUAUAUCUAUCGCUACGAUACAACAAUGGAAACACCCACACCCAUAUCAUUGCGUAAAGGUGGCUUGGUCUUUGAACUCAAGCUUUAUGAUGCCAAUGCACAAAAAGGUAGCAACGCAUGUAGUGUAAAGAACGGUGGAUGUGAGCAUCUUUGCCUGCCCGUCCCCGAUGGUAGAGUUUGUCAAUGUGAGAACGGAAUGAAGCUCAGCAAUGACACACAUUGUACAGAUGACCCUGAUUAUGUGCGGUAUUCUCGAUGUAGCAAAUCUUCAGAUGAGUUUGAGUGUAACAACGGUCGUUGCAUAGAUCGUACCUGGUUAUGUGAUGGAGAUAAUGAUUGUGGAGAUAAUACAGAUGAAACCCAUGGUGGCUGUCACAAUCAGACAUGUGGACCUAACAAGUUUCAAUGUCCUAAUAAUAAAUGCAUUCCUAUAAGAUGGACAUGUGAUGGUGAUUAUGACUGUGGAGAUAGCAGAGGUAGUGAUGAAACGCCUGAGCUCUGUAGUGGACAUGUCCAGAAAACUUGUGAUCCUGAUUUAUUCCAAUGUGAUAAUGGCCGUUGUAUCUCUACAUCAUGGCAUUGUGAUCAAGAGGACGACUGUGGAGAUAACAGUGAUGAAAAAGAGUGCAAUUAUUGCCGUGAAGGACUCUUUGAGUGUGAUAACGGAGCAUGCAUCAGCAUAACCUGGCUAUGUGACAGAGAUGAUGACUGUGGUGAUGGAUCGGAUGAGGUAGACUGUGCCUAUUCAUGUGAUAAUGAAACCCAGUUCCAGUGCCAUGUAUCCCUUCGAUGUAUUAAUAUUGAUCUGGUAUGUGAUGGUGUUCCCAACUGUGAUGAUGGCAGUGAUGAAAGAGAAAGAUGCUCUUUCAAUCCAGUUGUAUGUAACAACAAUGAGUUUCAAUGUGAUGGACAACGUUGUAUUCCUGAAACAUGGAGAUGUGAUGGAGAAGAAGACUGCAUCAAUGGAACAGAUGAACAUAACUGUACAAACCCUGCAGUUCCUGUAUGUCGAGAGGAAACCCAUUAUAAAUGUCCUAAUGAAAACAAGUGUAUCCCCGAUGCCUGGCAUUGUGAUGGUAUAGCAGAUUGUCAAGAUCAGUCAGACGAGUUCAACUGUCCAUUACUGCGUUGUGAAGUGAAUGAAUGGCAGUGUGCAAACCAUACCAUGUGUAUCCCAUUACAUAAUCUAUGUGAUGGUGCUCAACAUUGCAUUGGAGGAACCGAUGAAUUAGAUUGUGACUUUACAAUGUGUGAAAAGGCAGCAUGUAAGGAGGAAUGUCAGGUGACCCCUGGUAAAGGAGUCAUGUGUUACUGUGGAGAAGGAAAGGUCAUUGACCCUGAAGACCCAACACGCUGCAUACCAGAUACUAAGAUGUGUAACAAAGUAGGCCGAUGUAGUCAGCAGUGCGUCAACGGUAAAGGAACGUAUGUGUGCAAGUGUUAUCCUGGUUAUCAGAUGUCAUCUGAUGGAUGGACCUGUAAAAGCAAUGCCACUGCUAACCCUUAUCUGAUAUUCUCAAAUCGCAAUCAGCUUCGCCGUGUUAACCUAGCUACCAGUGAAUACAAUGUCCUUGUCUUCAAUCUACACAACAGUAUUGCAGUUGACUUCCAUUAUAGUAAUAGCUCAAUCUAUUGGACUGAUGUAGUAGACGAUAAGAUUUAUCGUGGAUGGCUUGAUGAAAACUCGCCUAAUGCAGGAUUGAGGAACAUAGAACCCGUUAUUGAAGCUGGUUUGGCAACCUGUGAAGGACUUGCUGUUGAUUGGAUCGGAGGUAACCUCUACUGGGUUGAAAGUCAUCUUGAUCAGAUAGAAGUAGCUAGAUUAGACGGAGCUAUGAGAACUACUGUGGUUGCAUCUAAUAUGGAGAGCCCUAGGGCCAUUGCUCUGGAUCCUACUGAAGGGCUAAUGUUUUGGACUGAUUGGGAGAAUCGUGCCCCACGCAUAGAGAGAGCGACUAUGAGUGGUGCUAAUCGCAGCGUCAUUGUAAACAUUACUCAGCUAGAAGGAGGCUGGCCUAAUGGACUCACUAUUGACUACUCGGAGAAAAGAAUCUAUUGGAUUGAUGCAAGGUCAGAUGCCAUCCAUGCUGCCCUGUACAAUGGAUCAAAUGUCUUCACCGUUUUAAAGGGACACAACUCCCUCUAUCAUCCCUUCGCUAUCACUGUAUUUGAGGGAAGUGUGUUCUGGACUGACUGGAGGAGUAACACUGUCUACCAAGCUAAUAAGUUUACUGGACAGAAUGUAACAUCCAUACAGAAGACAAGUACUCAACCGUUUGAUAUCCAUGUCUAUCACCCUUACAGACAACGUCAAAAACCCAAUCCAUGUGGUGUCGACAAUGGCGGUUGCUCUGACCUUUGUUUACUUAAUGGACAUGGAAUUGCCUGUGCUUGUCCUCACCUCAAGAAACUCCAUACAGACAACAAGACAUGCAUCAAUGACACUGUGUUCUUUGUUAUCUCGCGUCCAACGGACAUUCGUGGAGUGGACAUAGAUGACGGCUACUACAAUGUGAUUCCAGCCCUUACGAUACCCAACGUAGCUAACGCAUCCUCUAUUGAUCAUGAUACCGUUGAGAAUAGGAUUUAUUGGACUGACUUACAAAGGAAAAGCAUCAACAGAGCUUUUAUAAAUGGAACCGCCAUUGAAACAGUCAUUGAAGGUAUUCCACAUGCAUAUAACCUAGCCAUAGAUUGGGUUUCCAGGAACAUGUAUUGGACAAACCUUUCGCCAGAAAAGAGUACUAUAAACAUUGCUAGACUUGAUGGAAGCUUCCAGAAUGAAAUUGACAAUCUGAACCUGACCAACCCAAGAAGCAUAGUUAUUGAGCCAACUGAUGGGAUAAUGUAUUGGAUCAACGCUGGGCCAAGUCCAUCUAUUGAGAAAGCUAGAAUGGAUGGUACAAAUCAAACUUCAAUUGUCUCAGGACAUGUGCUCAAUAGACCGACAGGUCUAGCUAUUGAUCGCUCCAAGGAGCGUUUGUAUUGGACUGAUGCUGGACUAUAUAAGAUCAAGACAAGUGAUUUGCAAGGAGGUAAUAUCCAAGAGUUCCUAUCUCUGGAUGAAGCUUCCCAACCAUCGGCUAUUACUGUUACUAAUGACAAGGUUUUCUGGGCUGAGAAUAAAGAUUUAGGAACCAUCAAGUAUGUCCAGAAGAAUGAUAGUGAUCACAUCAACAUCCUUAGAAGGAAGACUCCCGGUGUUACCGAGAUGUUUAUGUAUAAUCCUACCUCACAGAUUGGUGAGAACGCUUGCAAGGAUCAGAAUGGAGGAUGUCAGCAGCUAUGUCUCCCUCUACCAAACAAUGAUAGAAAGUGUGCUUGUACUGCUGGUUAUAUCACCUCAUCAGAUAGUACUACAUGUAACGGUGUCAGUGAGUUCCUACUUUAUUCAACCGAUGAGACCAUUAGAGGCCUGUCCCUCAAUGAACCUUUGGAUGGUAAAGAUAUGUUGACUCCAAUCACUGGUCAUAUGCUCUCCAUUGCUAUUGACUUCCAUGCAGCGGAGAAUUUCAUCUAUUGGGCCGAUACAGCACUGUACACGUUGAAUCGGAUCAAGAGAGAUCACACAGAAAGACAAGUCUUGGUCACAGCUACUAACAGCAGAAUUGAAGGCAUAGCUAUUGACUGGAUUGCAGGUAACAUGUACUGGACAGACCAAAGGAAUGAUGUGAUUGAAGUAUCAAGGAUGAAUGGUUCCUUCAGAUAUGUUUUAAUCUCAUCAGGACUUGAUAAACCCAGACCAAUCGUUGUUCAUCCUCUCAAAGGAUAUCUUAUUUGGGCUGAUUGGGGAGCCGAGCCUAAAAUAGAACGAGCCCUCCUUAACGGAGAGAAUAGGACUGCCAUUGUAAAUAGUAGCAGAAUCAACUGGCCAAAUGGCUUGGUCAUUGAUUUUACCACAGACAUGCUGUACUGGUGUGAUGCAGGUCAUAAUAACAUAGCCAGAGUAGAUUUGAAUGGUGCCAACUAUAAAGUUAUCUCGAGCAAUGUCCCUCACAUCAAUGAUCCUUUUGCUAUCACAUUGAGCCAACAAUACCUCUACUUCACCGACAGGACGUCGGGUUCCGGGUCCAUUUAUCGUUUGAACAAGGAUGGAAACGACACUGGGAAAAUGAUGAAAGGGGGUAUUGGAGUAGCAGUCAAAGAUGUCCAUGUAUACAGUAUCAACAGCCAACCAGGUAGUGACAUGAACCCUUGCAGUGUAAACAAUGGAAACUGUUCUCAGAUCUGUUUUUAUCUUGGAGAAAGAAGAAGAAUAUGUGCAUGUGCUCAUGGAACGGUAGCAGAGGAUGGAAAGAACUGCGAGGAAUAUGAUGCCUAUAUCCUGUACUCAGAAAGGAAUGGUGUCAAGAGUAUCAACCUAUAUAACACGUCGGACAAGAAUCAACCAAUCCCACCGUUAUCCGACCCUGAGAACAUUCGAAAUGUCAUUGGAUUAGCUGUCGAUUAUGCAGAGAAAAGAAUCUUCUACACAGAUAUACUGCUUGGUAAUAUACAAAUGGUGAAUGUUAAUGGGACAGGACAUAGAACAGUUGUCACCGGUAUUGGGUCGGCAGAAGGCAUUGCGUAUGAUCCGAUCAUGAGGCAGGUAUACUGGACAAGCUACACAAACUCCUCCAUUGGUCGCGCUAUGAUUGAUCAACCUAAUAGAGAUGAGAUUCUUAUCAGACUCACUGCCAGUGAUCAUCCAAGGGGUAUCGCAAUAGACUAUUGCCAUAGCCUGAUGUUUUGGACUAAUUGGAACGAGGCAUUCCCUCGCAUCCAGCGAGCUACCCUCAGUGGUCAGAACGUAACCAACAUCAUAACGGACGUGGUUCAGAUGCCCAAUGGGAUUGGAAUCGAUCAUAAAUCACGUCUUCUCUUCUGGUCUGACGCUAAACAAGAUAAGAUAGAACGGUGCGAUUAUGAUGGACAGAACAGAGUGGUACUUCUUGUAACAGAACCCGUUCAUCCAUUUGGUUUGGUUGUUUUCGAUGAUUUCCUAUACUGGACUGACUGGGUUAGGAGGGCUGUAUUGAAAGCUGAUAAAUACACUGCAGCAGAGGUCACCGUCCUUAGAGCUAACAUUCCACAACAACCCAUGGGUAUCGUCGUCAUGGCAGCCGAUGCUAAUAACUGUUACCAAUGGCCAUGUCAUGAUGAUAACGGUGGAUGCGAUGGUACUUGUCUGACUAAUGUAACAGGUCAUGUGGUAUGUACCUGUCCAGAAGGAAAGCAAGUAGACGAGAGAACUCGGUGCAUAGAUGUUGAAACUAAUUGUCAAGUUGGAGAAUUCACCUGUACUGAUGGAACAUGUAGUAGAUAUGAAGAUACAUGUGAUGGUAUAAAUCAGUGUGCGGACGGGUCAGAUGAAGAUUCCAGAUACUGCAAUCAUCGGGUAUGUCGUGAGGAACAUAUGAGAUGUAAUAAUGGUCGAUGUGUUUCAGCUAACCGUCGCUGUGAUGGUAAUGACGACUGUGGUGAUAAUAGCGAUGAACUCAACUGUGGUUGUAAAGAGAAUCAAUUUCAGUGUAGGAGCGGUGAAUGUGUACCAUUAAGCGGUAAAUGUGACCAUCGACUAGACUGCCAGAAUGAUGGGUCGGAUGAAGACAAAGAAGAAUGCCCUGAAGUAAACUGUGCAGAAUGGGGUAAAAAGACGUUCUUAUUACUUCCCAAUGGUACGACCUUUGUGAACUGUCCGAAUGUCUCAGUUUGUAUCUUCCAUUCUUGGAUAUGUGAUGGCGUUAAUGACUGUGGUGAUGGUAGUGAUGAAAGAAAUUGCAGCUCAGAUUCCCCAACAAGGGCACAAUGUGAAGAAGGUCAAUUUCAAUGUCGCAAUGGUCGAUGUAUCCAGCAAUCCUGGGUGUGUGACAGAGAGAAUGAUUGUGGCGAUAACUUUGAUGAAGAGCAAGAAGAAUGUUCUUCUACGUGUCCACCUGACCACCACCAGUGUGCCAAUGGUCAGUGCAUUCAUAAGUCUUGGGUCUGUGACAGGGAUAAUGAUUGUGGAGAUAACAGUGAUGAGAAUGAAACUCUACACCAUUGUUCAAACCAUAACUGUACCGGUGAUAUGUUCCGUUGCACCAACCAACGCCGAUGUGUAUCAAGAUCAUGGGUUUGUGAUGGUGAAGAUGAUUGCGGAGAUGGUCAGGAUGAAGAGGGUUGCCAUAUAAAUCUAUGUAGAGAUGGUGAGUUUUCAUGUGCCAACGGCCGGUGUAUUCAGAGGUCCUGGGCUUGUGAUCACGAUGAUGAUUGUGGCGAUGGGUCAGAUGAGCCUGAAGAUGAAUGUGAAUUUCCAGCGUGUCUUGAUGAUCAGCACAGAUGUAGCAACGGUCGUUGUAUUCCCAAGGACUGGGUGUGUGACGGGGAUAAAGAUUGUCAUGAUGAUUCAGAUGAAAAUAAUUGCGACUCCUCACCAGCUCCACCGAAUAACUGCACAAAGAAUAACUUAUUUCAGUGUGGUAAUGGAAAGUGUGUCCCUCUAUCAGCCAGAUGUAAUACCAGUGAUGAAUGUGGCGACAAUUCGGAUGAAAUUGAUUGCAAAUGUGAGGUAGACUAUCCAUGUUCUCAGAGGUGUGUGGAUUUGAACGCUUACUUCUGGUGUUACUGCGUCGAAGGCUUCACACUUCUAGACGACCAGGUCACCUGUGCCUUACAACCGGACCAACCUAAACCCUACCUACUGUUUUCGAAUCGAUAUCAGCUUCGCACAGUUGGCGUCGAUGGCUCCAACUACACCACGCUUCAGGUCAAUGUCACCAAUGCAGUGGCAUUAGAUUAUGACUGGGAGGAACGGAUGAUAUAUUGGUCUGAUGUCACUCAACAGAACAGCAAGAUCAGUCGUGCUAAUAUUACUCAUGGAACUACAGAGGUAUUACAUGAUCUUGGUGUAUUGAAUCCUGAUGGUAUUGCUGUAGAUUGGGCUGGAAGGAACCUGUAUUGGUGUGAUAAAGGUUUGAAUGUCAUUGAAGUAUCAAGGCUUAAUGGAAGCUAUCGCAAGACCUUGAUCAAAGAGAAUCUCGAUGAACCUAGAGCCAUUGCUCUCGAUAUCAUCAGAGGUGUCAUGUUUUGGACUGACUGGGGAUCUUCACCAUACAUUGGAAGAGCAAGCCUUGAUGGACGCCACUUCACAAGAUUGGUAACGGAGAAGAUUCAGUGGCCCAAUGCCCUAACGGUCGAUUACACGACUGAUAGAAUUUAUUGGGGAGAUGCAAGGGAGGAUAGGAUAGAGUCUGUCUCUUGGAAUGGAACAAACAGACAUACUGUGGUGGGGUCUAACGUCCCUCAUAUCUUUGCCAUGAGCAUGUUUGGUGAUUACAUCUACUGGACCGACUGGGACCAACGGAGGGUCAAGAGGGCUCACAAGUUCACUGGCCAAGAUCAGUUAGACCUGGUCCUUGUAGUACAUAGACCGAUGGAUAUUCAAGUCCUGCAUCCUCUUCGCCAGCCUCGAAUUGAGAACAAUCCUUGUGGUAAGAGCAAUGGUGGCUGUUCAAACCUGUGUCUUCUGAAUCAAGAUGGCGGAAGGACGUGUGCGUGUCCUAAUAAUUUCUACCUUGCUUCCGAUGGAAGGACAUGUGUAUCAAACUGUACCGGAAGUCAGUUUGUGUGUGGGAAUGAUAAAUGUAUCCCAUCGUGGUGGCAUUGUGAUCAAGAGGAUGACUGUGGCGACGGAUCGGAUGAACCUGAUAACUGCCGUCCAUUUUAUUGCACACCUGGUCAGUUUCAGUGUCAGAAUGCAUCUGAAGUUGAUAAUGAAUGUAUCAAUCCUGCAUUCAUAUGUGAUGGUGAGAAGGACUGCAGAGAUGGAUCAGAUGAAAUGCGCUGCCUGAAUCAUACAUGUCUGCAGAAUCAGAUCAAAUGUGAGAGAAGCAACAUAUGCAUUCCCAAAUCCUUUCAGUGUGAUGGUAUCAAUCAUUGUGAACAUGGGGAAGAUGAAGCUACGUGUGAUCAAGUUCAGUGUCGAGACGAUCAGUUUCGGUGUAAUGCAACAGGGCGUUGUAUACCUGAAGUAUGGCGUUGUGAUGGUGAAGAUGACUGCGAGGACAGAUCAGAUGAGUUGGGAACAUGCCUAAAUCGUUCAUGUCCUGUGAAUGAGUUUGCCUGUCAUGGCAACGGUCGUUGCAUACCGCAGAGAUGGCAGUGUGAUGGUGAGCGAGAUUGUGCUGAUGGCUCCGAUGAAAAACCUCAAGAUUGUUCCAAUCGUUCCUGCCCUGGAGAUUUGUUCCGCUGCAAGAAUUAUAACUGCAUCCCUAUUCUAUGGAGGUGUGAUGGAGACAACGAUUGCGGAGACGACUCUGAUGAAGAUGGUUGCAAUACGUCAUGUGAGAAGGAUGCAUUCCGUUGUGAUGAUGGUCAAUGUAUCACCAAGAAUCUGACGUGUAAUGGUAAACCUGAUUGCCGGGAUGAGUCUGAUGAACAACAAACGCUUUGUAAAGAAGACUGUGCCGAGACUGAAUUUCAGUGUCGCGAUGGUCGUUGUAUUUGGUGGCGCUGGAAUUGUGAUGGUGAUCCAGAUUGUAAUGACGGAUCGGAUGAGGAGGGUUGUGAGAAUGUUUCAUGUCUGCAAGAUGAGUUUCAUUGUACUAACAAUAAAUGUAAGCCUUUAAUGUGGAGAUGCGACGGAGAAGAUGAUUGUGGAGAUAACUCCGAUGAAGAUCCUCAACUCUGUGCUCGCCUAAGUUGUCCUGUUACCAAGUAUAGAUGUUCUAAUCACAUCUGUAUCAAUCAGCGCUUUGUAUGUGAUGGUAUCAACAACUGCGGAGACAACAGUGAUGAGAUGUUUUGUACUCCUCCUCUGUGUACUGCCAACCAAUUCAAAUGUAAGAAUCACCGUUGCAUCGAUGUCAAUCUGCUCUGUAAUGGAGUGGAUAAUUGUCAGGAUCGUUCAGAUGAAGCAGACUGCACCAAAAAUCCUUCAUGUCACAGUGGAGCCAUUCAGUGUGCCCAUCAAUGUUCUUUAGUAGGUGGGGUCCAUUACUGUACUUGUCAUCCAGGAUAUGAGUUACUUGCUGAUGGGGUAUCAUGUGCAGAUGUGAAUGAAUGUGCUGAGUUUGGUACAUGUACCCAGACCUGUGAGAACCUGAAUGGAUCGUAUAGCUGCUCCUGUGUUAAAGGCUAUAAACAGCUUAGGAUCAAUGGCUCAAUUCAUUGUGAAGCAAUAGGUGGUCCUCCUGUUCUAUACAUAGCUGAAGAAGGCAGACUUCGUCACAUGAACACAUCAGGUCCACCGUCACCUUACCAAACAGAUGCAAGCGUGGAUGCUGGGACAAGAAUAAUCUCCAUGGAUAUGCAUUACAGUGAGAAGAAAGUCUUCAUCCUAUCAGGCUACAAUACGUCAGGGUAUCGUCUAUAUCAAAUACCACUUCAUAAUGAUGCAGCAAGGAAGAAGAGAGAUACAGAAGAAGAAGAUCCCCUCGUUGAGCUGUUUGAGUUGGACCAACCAGAGGGCAUUGCCGUUGACUGGAUCAGUGACAUGGUAUACUGGACGGAUAGCUCGGUUCAUUCAUUAGAGGUGGCCAGUCUGGAUGGUUCACUGAGGAAAACAUUGAUAUCAAAUGCAAGAACACAUCCACAGUCCAUUGUCGUCCAUCCAAAGAAAGGUGUGCUGUUCUUCAGUAACUGGGGAAAGAGACCCGCUAUUAACAAGGCACACAUGGAUGGGACUCACCUAGAAACGAUAGUAGAGGAGAAUCUAGCCCAGCCGACAAGUAUCGCCAUUGAUUAUGUAAGCGAGAGAUUGUAUUGGGCGGACAGCAAGAUGAGACUGAUUGAGAGCUCUGAUUUGGAUGGCGGAGACCGAGUUCCGGUGGUUACAUUCCCUCAUACUGGCGGUUCCCCUUUCUCCAUUGAUAUCUUUGAGGAUCGUAUCUACGGCUCCACCAAGAAUCCUUACCAACUCUUCAGAGUAGGAAAGUUUGGUCACCAGAGUACUGAUAGAAAGAGGCUCACUUUUCUUACUCGACAAAGACCAAAGACAUCCAUGGUCAAAAUUGUCCAUCAACAAAAACAGGACACAGGUAUCGUCAAUCCUUGUGAACACCAGACGUACUCUUCCAAUCAGCUAUGUCUGCUAACUCCAUUUGGUCCCUCUACUGUCUGUAAGGAAGGCUAUGAGCCUGAUGGGAUAUCAGAUUGCAUACCAGUACAAGAUAACUCUCCUUGUGCCAGCCAUGUUUGUGCUAAUAAUGGAAACUGUGUUGAAGUCAAUGGAAGAGCAAAGUGCAGAUGUCAAGUUCCAUUCAGUGGGGAGCAUUGUGAGCGUAAUCGGUGCCAUUCCCGUUGUCAAAAUAAUGGAACGUGUACAUAUGAAUCUCCUGGAAUGUUACACUGUGCUUGUACUCCGCGAUGGAAAGGGCCAUUUUGUACAGAGGACAGGUGUCGUACGUACUGCAAUGGUCGCGGCCAGUGCUUUGAGAGUGGUAGCACAUUAGCAUGUCGAUGUCAUCAACCAUGGAGUGGUGAUCAAUGCAAUGAUCACAUCUGUGACUCAUAUUGUCGCAAUGGAGGAACAUGUUCAAUAGAUGAUAAUGGUAAUCCACAGUGCUUAUGUCCUAAAGAAUUCACUGGUACCCGGUGCGAUGGUGACGACUGUCAUGAAUUCUGUUCUCCGGGCAGCAAAUGUCAACAAAUAGGUACGACUAUUCAGUGUAUCUGUUCUUCAGCUCGUUAUACUGGUCAGCGAUGUGAAGAGGAUAGAUGUAGUGACUGCAGUAAACUCAUAAAUCAAUCAUGUGUCUUGACCGAUAGUGUUGAAUGCAGAGAUCAUGGUGAUGGGCAUCCAAGCACAAACUCACAGUCAUCACAAGUGGCAGUGGCAGCUGUAGUGCCCAUCCUCAUCAUUUUAUUUAUUCUUGUGGUUCUUGUUUUAAUAUACUUAAAACGAAGACAAAGGUCAACGAGCGGUUUUGCUCAUCGUCGAAUAGAAAGCGAGGAGGAUAUGGAGUUUGGAAACCCAACAUUUAAAUACUCGCGUCAACUGAAUGAAGAAGAUGAAGGGGAAGCAAUGGAUGCCCCAUUCACAUUACGUGAUCACAAGGCAAGAACCAACCUUACAAACCCGAUGUACAGCUCGUAUCUCAACCAAAGAGGCUCUGAACUCAGCUUAGAAAAUAAACAGUUUGUUGACCUACCAGAGCGAGAUACAGAAAGACUUCUUCAGGAUGAUGGAGAUGAUGACUGAAGCCCGAUAGGAGGCGUCGUUUAACUCAGCUGAAAUACAAACAACUCUCCCGCUCUCCGCAAUGCCACCGAGACUCGAACUUUCAGUCCAAUGUGAAUCAAGCUAUUUUUUUAUUUUUGCAUUGCAUUUUGACGAAUGGGAUCUUCAUUGCUAUGUGUUUCAUUGAUGUGUUAUCCCAAGGAAGUGUUUCACAAAGGGAAGAGUCUGACUUAAAGUUAUGCUUCAGAACCAAUGUGCAUAUUGUAUUCAUUGCAUGAUUUCAUUGUUUAUUACCAGGUUAAACAUGUCCCGCGAUCACGAUCUCAACGAUGCGGUGAUAGAUUCUCUAUUACAGAGAAAUGUAAGUGUGAUGUUAGUCACACUUAAACCUAUGUGAAACACCUCCGGGCUUCAGAGAUGGUAUUAUUGUUAAUCCAAAGUCAAUAUUACAGUAUUUGCAUGUAAAACACUGUACUUAAAUUUUGUACUAUGUGUGAAAUCAACAGCAACGUAUUCAUUAAAAAUGUACACCAAAGAAGUGUGCAUCUGCUUUUCUGGUAAAGCAUUUUUAAAAAUUGUUUUAUUCGUAAGUUAUUAUGCCAAUAUUAUAGUAUAUUAUAGUGUAAGAUGUAUCAAUGUAAGCUAAAAGAACUACUAAUAAAAACUAAAAAAGAAUGACAUGUAUCAAUAGUGGAUGAUUCAUAAGAAAAAAAAUGUUUUAUUUUCAUUCAAAUGCAGACCUCUAGACACAGUAAGAAAUCUCUUAUCUCUUUUUUUAUUAUGGAAAUGUGGCUGUGGUAACAGCUUUAUGUUUACAUUUUUUAAAAUAUACGGGUAGACUUAUAUUUUUACAUUUUAUUCAAAAAAGAAAGAUGGGAAAUUCAUGCUUAUAAACUGAUGUUCUAGUCUUUUUAUGAAUUUGAAUAUGUCGGUCUAAGGUUUGAUUGUUUCCAUGCCUGUUUCUGAAAAGCUUUUGCAAUUUUUAAAAUCAAAUUAUUCUUAUUUUAUUGGAGAAUGCAGCCCAUACUUCUAUACCCUUUAUCAGAUGCAGAAAAAUCUAAAUAAGCAUUUCAAUGAAAGUUUGAAACAAAAAAUAGAAAAUAAUAUCUAGGUAUAAAUAUUUAUUUGUCGCCACAGCGGUUGCCAUUGAUUGCUUGAAAUCAAAUCAUGGUCUGUAAUGUAUUCUAUGGAGAUCGCUGGAGCCCUACGCAAGGACAUGUUUGCUUCAACGUUUGAAAUGCGCUUUUGUGAAAUAGCACUAAUUUAUACUUACAGUUUCAGUUGUCGAACCCUACAUUGACAAAUAAAACAAAUCCAUUAUUUCUGUAUAUAUGAAAAAAGUGUUUUCCAAUUUCAGAGAUCCAUUUAUUCUAAUACAAAAUUCUGGUUAUUAAAAAGGCACCGGAAUCUGGACUAAAAUUUCAUGAAAGGAAUUGUCGGAUGUUUCAUCCCACAAGCCCCAUUUUAUCUGAGAGUUACCAUAGUAACACUGCUUCAUGGCCAAUCAAAAUCACGGAAUGUUGACAGAUCUGACAACUUGUCAGACAAAAAUGUUGAUGAAAUUCUCCCCUGAGCUGACUCCAAUUUUUAAAGCAUCAAAACUUAUAUUUAGUCCUGUCUAUUUUUCUUCCAACUUUUGACUUAUUGAUUCUAAUAUUUUCUGCUUCUGAUAGCGGGUAUAGAUCAUGGAUCAUGCUAAAAAAAUUGAAGAGAUACAACCUUGUUUUUAAAUUAUUAAUUUUAAGUCUUUAGAUUGGAGGCACAUCAAGGUACUGUAAGCCAAAUUAUGCUCCCAAAGAGGACAAAAUCUUGCCUGGAACUUUUUUUCUUGAUUUUAUAUUAAAAAAAAUCAUGCUUCCUUGAAAUUCAGCAUUAUUAAUUACUAAAAGUACUCAAUUUGUCCUUAAUCAUCAAGUCACAGUACUUUAUUUUACAAUAAAAAUAUCUUGACUUGCAGUUGAAAUAUGCCUUUAAAAAAAGUUGCAUUUACUUUUACAAUGCUUGAUUGUACUUAUAAUAUCUUGAUCAGUAGCUCUAUGUACCUUAUUCAACAUCUUGAACUUUUCAUUUAAUUGGGCUUUUUAUAUUAUAUUGUAUUCAACUUACCUACAGCUUUUAUUAUUCUAAAAAAGAAUUCAAUAUUAAUCACCUUGUCUGUACUCAGUACAAAAAAUAUAAGUCAUUGCUAAAAUGGUGACAGAACAGCUACUCAUGCUUCACUUUUAUUAUGGGUAUUUUAUGUAGUACUCCUUCAUUUUUAUAAGUCGUAUACCUAUGACUAUCUGUCUGGCAUGGCUAAUAUUUUCCUCUUACAAUUGCAAUCUUCUAUUCUGAAAGCUAUGCUGACAGCAGAUGUAUAUAUUUUAUGGUGCUUUAUUCGUCCUCUAGGUAUAUAUUAUAUGCACUUUUUGUAAUCCGCACUUCCAUAUCCAUACAAACCAUAGCAUUCUUGACUAUCUUGUCACAACCAAAUAAUGAAAUAUUUCUUUAAAGGUGGUAUGAAAUUUUGGCUUCUGCGCAAGAAGCACAAUAUAUUUUUAGGGUUUACACCAAUCCAUCCAGUAAUUGCAUAUUGUCAGGAGAUUUUGUCACUUUACUUUUAAUGAAAAAGUAACUCUGGGUCCCACAACAAAGGUUAGCAAUUGAUCACAAGCUUGAUUUUCAUGAUUGAUUGUACAUUGUAGUCAAUGGAAUAAAUCAUAGAAAAAUGUUCUAUGAUCAUUGCUAAGGUUUGUGUUACGGCCCCUGGUUUCCAAAAGAUCAGUCUAAUCAAGUGAUGGUCCUUGUCAUGAAUUUUC